AGCAUUUAUUGCAUGUCAAUUAUUGCUCAGCUGCUUUGUUUCUGUAUAAACAAACGUUAUUGUUUUCAGUCAUCCGCGAUAAAUAAUUUAGCAGAGAAGCACAGAUCUUCUCUAUUAUUCCAGCUUAAAAAACCGUUUAAAUCAACUGCACAACAUGCGUGAAUGCCUAUCAGUACACGUGGGUCAGGGUGGCGUGCAGAUUGGAAAUGCGUGCUGGGAACUGUAUUGUUUAGAACACGGAAUCCAACCUGAUGGUCAAAUGCCAUCCGAUAAAACAGUCGGUGGCGGCGACGAUAGCUUCAACACAUUCUUCAGCGAGACGGGCGCAGGCAAACAUGUACCCCGAGCAGUAUUCAUGGACUUGGAGCCAACGGUAGUCGAUGAAGUUAGGACUGGAACCUACCGCCAACUAUUUCAUCCCGAGCAACUGAUCACAGGAAAAGAAGAUGCAGCCAAUAACUAUGCCCGAGGUCACUACACAGUGGGGAAAGAGAUAGUUGACCUUGUUCUGGACCGCCUUCGUAAGCUAGCCGACCAAUGCACGGGUCUACAGGGUUUUCUUAUAUUCCACGCGUUUGGCGGAGGAACCGGAUCAGGCUUCACGAGUCUGUUAAUGGAGAGACUCUCCGUCGAUUAUGGAAAGAAGUCUAAAUUAGAAUUCGCGAUUUACCCGUCACCCCAAAUUUGCACUGCAAUUGUGGAGCCCUACAAUUCCCUCCUCACAACGCACACGACUCUGGAACAUUCCGACGCAGCUUUCAUGGUAGACAAUGAAGCGAUAUACGACAUAUGCAGGCGUAACUUAGACAUAGAGAGACCGACUUACACAAAUCUGAACCGGCUUAUCGGUCAAAUAGUUUCAUCGAUAACAGCUUCGCUCAGAUUUGACGGUGCCCUCAAUGUCGACCUCACCGAGUUCCAGACAAACUUAGUACCGUAUCCCAGGAUUCACUUCCCAUUGGCAACUUAUGCACCGGUAAUAUCCGCCGAGAAGGCUUAUCACGAGCAAUUGACUGUAGCUGAGCUGACAAAUUCAUGUUUUGAACCUGCCAAUCAAAUGGUCAAGUGCGAUCCUCGGCAUGGAAAAUAUAUGGCAUGCUGCAUGCUGUACAGGGGUGACGUCGUGCCCAAAGAUGUAAAUGCCUCUAUCGCCACGAUAAAAACCAAGCGCACAAUACAGUUCGUUGAUUGGUGCCCGACUGGGUUCAAGGUGGGUAUAAACUACCAGCCACCCACAGUCGUCCCUGGAGGAGACUUGGCUAAAGUACAGCGGGCGAUUUGCAUGCUUGCUAAUACCACUGCGAUAGCGGAGGCGUGGGCUCGACUGAACCACAAAUUUGACGUUAUGUACUCAAAACGUGCAUUUGUUCACUGGUACGUCGGUGAGGGAAUGGAGGAAGGUGAAUUCUCAGAGGCUCGAGAAGAUUUAGCUGCACUGGAAAAGGACUACGAAGAAGUCGGACUUGAUUCUGUUGAAGGCGAAGGCGAAGGUGGCGAGGAAUACUAAUCAGUUUUCAUAUGCGACAAUUUUUGUACAGCGGAUUGAAAUGGAAUAGAAAAACGUGACUCUGAUCCAGAUUAACAAGUGCCUGCAGGAUUGUAGACAAUGCAUGUUGUGCAUUAAUAUUAAAUUACUUUUAUUUUGUUCCUGUAUUAAUAAAAGAUUUCGAAAAUUAUGA
Molecule: messenger RNA, 1679 nt
Organism: Neodiprion virginianus
Lineage: Eukaryota; Metazoa; Arthropoda; Insecta; Hymenoptera; Diprionidae
Product: tubulin alpha-1 chain-like
Exons: 4
Coding region: 155-1507 (450 amino acids)
Biological process (GO): microtubule cytoskeleton organization; mitotic cell cycle
Cellular component (GO): cytoplasm; microtubule
Molecular function (GO): GTP binding; structural constituent of cytoskeleton
Source: RefSeq, a predicted model, not a curated record